This is a messenger RNA of Erigeron canadensis, 1663 nucleotides long. RefSeq names its product DNA damage-repair/toleration protein DRT100-like. The record is from RefSeq and is a predicted model, not a curated record. The transcript has a single exon. The coding region runs from base 256 to 1359 and encodes 367 amino acids. NCBI's taxonomy places the organism in Eukaryota, Viridiplantae, Streptophyta, Magnoliopsida, Asterales, Asteraceae. Gene Ontology annotation, molecular function: protein binding.
UCAUCCUGGUCUUAUCUUACCCACAUUGACCUGUACAACCUUCAUUAUACAUUGCACGUGAGGGCUGAAUUUGUCAUUUCAUACCCUCCACCAUUACCACUAUAUCUUACCUCUCACCCCCAUUCACUCUCUUCAUCCUCACUCCAAACUUGCCAUCCUUACUCUCAACUUGUUCAACACAUCAAAAACUAGAGCAACGACUUAAACAAAUAAAUACACAUUACAUUGUAGGAAACAAAAAUAGAGUUUUGAAAAAUGACUACCAUAUUAUGGUGGAUCACAUUAGUGUUGGCGUUCACUGUCAGUACAAAAACAGUGAACGCCUGUCCACCUUCCGACCUGGCAGCUUUGUUGUCAUUCAAAGCUGCCUUACACGAGCCUUAUUUGGGCAUAUUUAACUCGUGGACAGGCACAGACUGUUGCAACAAAUGGUAUGGCAUUACCUGUGACCCGUCCACUAAACGGGUUGCAGACAUCGCCUUACGUGGAGAAUCUGAAGAUCCGCUUUUCCAAAAAGCAAAAAGAACCGGUUACAUGACCGGUUCAAUCUCUCCCUCUAUUUGCAACCUACAAAGGCUUUCAAAUAUAAUAAUAGCGGACUGGAAGGGCAUUUCAGGUACUAUACCUAAAUGUAUAACUACCCUGCCCUUCCUCCGCCACCUAGAUCUCAUCGGAAACAGAAUUUCCGGCGAGAUUCCAUCAGAUAUAGGAAAACUAUCCCAAUUAACCGUUCUCAACUUAGCAGACAACCAAAUCACCGGCCCAAUACCGAACUCCAUAGCAAAUCUAUCUUCACUAAUGCAUUUAGACCUACGAAACAACAUGAUUUCGGGCCAAUUACCUUCCGGAAUAGGCAAAUUACGCAUGCUAAGCCGAGCAUUACUAUCAGGAAACCGCAUUUCGGGCCAAAUUCCCCGAACUAUAGCCCAUGUGUACCGUUUAUCCGAUCUAGACCUGUCUUUAAACCGCUUAUCGGGACCAAUACCCGACUCAUUAGGCAAAAUGGCGGUGCUAGCUACAUUGAAUCUAGACGGAAAUAUGAUAUCUGGUGAAUUGCCACCAUCAUUGAUGAAUUCUGGAAUAAGUAUUUUGAAUUUGAGUAGAAAUGGGAUACAAGGAAUGAUUCCGGACGUGUUUGGGCCGAAAUCGUAUUUUAUGGUAAUGGAUUUAAGUUAUAAUAAUUUAAAAGGUGUGAUACCGAAAUCGAUAACGACAGCGAGUUAUAUCGGGCAUUUGGAUAUAAGUCAUAAUCAUAUGUGUGGUGCGAUUCCGGCUGGUUCGUGGUUUGAUCAUCUUGAAGCGUCGUCGUUUAGUUAUAACGAUUGUUUGUGUGGGAAGCCACUUAAAGCAUGUUCUUAAUUAAUUACUCGUAAGAAUUUUUCGAUUAAUUAAUGUUAAUGUUAAUGAUUAUUACUUGUUGCGGUUUACAUUUAAGGAAUGAGAAUGUAAGUGUAAAAUGAUGUCGUUUUACUCGUGAAGGUGUUAUUAUAAAAAUAACGGUGGAGUAAAUUUUCGUCGGUGGAGGUGAAAAAGUAAGGAGAUACAUAAAUAUAGUGGGGACUUAAUGUUCAUGGUAAUAACGUGAAUCGUUUAUGUAAUGGUAAAAUAUGUUGUGGUUUUUUCAUAAAAUAGAAAGUUUAGAUGCGAUAACAUUUUUUAUUAA